AUGGCACCACGUAAAGAGAGAGGUGAUAGGGAUGGCAGAGAGAAAGGGGUGGAUGGAGCAACGAUGAUUCUGGAAUACCUUCGCCAGCAAAAUCGACCAUAUUCGGCGAUUGAUAUCACCGCCAACUUACAUAACAAAGUGAGCAAAGCUUACACGGUCAAGGCGUUGAAGGAGAUGCAUGACAGGAAGGAGAUUGAGGGACGAGCUGCAGGCAAACAAAUCGUUUACCACGCCCUCCAAGACGCACCUUCAGACUCCACUCCGUCCAAACUCACCGCCCUAGACCAAGAAAUCGAGAACCUCCGCGCCCAACUCGCCUCGACAAAAGCAGCUGAAAAAUCCCUCCGUUCGGAGCUAGGCACGUUGAAUGCGCGGGUAUCUACCGGGGAGUUGCGUGGGAUUGUGGGUGGGUUGGAGAGGGAGCGGGAGGAGUUGUUGGUUCGUCUCAAGCCAUUGAGGGAGAAGGAUUGGAAGGGGGAAGGGGCGGGGAGUCAGGUUGUCUCUGCGGAAGAGUUGGCGAGGGUUGGAGGGGAGUGGAGGGUGUGGAAGGGAAGGGUUGUGGGGAGGAAGCGGAUAUGCAGGGAGAUAUGGGAGAGGUGUUCGGAGGUUUUGCCGGAGGGGAUGAAGGAGAGGGAAGAAGGGAGACAAGAGUUGUGGGAGGGUUUGGGGUUGGAGGGGAGGUUGUAG
This is a messenger RNA of Paracoccidioides brasiliensis Pb18, 687 nucleotides long. RefSeq lists its product as uncharacterized. The transcript is spliced from 7 exons. Gene Ontology annotation, biological process: homologous chromosome pairing at meiosis; meiotic strand invasion involved in reciprocal meiotic recombination; meiotic joint molecule formation. Bases 1 to 687 code for a protein of 228 amino acids. Gene Ontology annotation, cellular component: condensed nuclear chromosome; DNA recombinase auxiliary factor complex. Gene Ontology annotation, molecular function: recombinase activator activity; double-stranded DNA binding. The record is from RefSeq and is a predicted model, not a curated record.